Messenger RNA from Mobula hypostoma (lesser devil ray), 7423 nucleotides. Its product is annotated as IQ motif and SEC7 domain-containing protein 2-like. NCBI's taxonomy places the organism in Eukaryota, Metazoa, Chordata, Chondrichthyes, Myliobatiformes, Myliobatidae. Bases 232 to 4587 code for a protein of 1451 amino acids. The record is from RefSeq and is a predicted model, not a curated record. The transcript is spliced from 14 exons. Gene Ontology annotation, molecular function: protein binding; guanyl-nucleotide exchange factor activity. Gene Ontology annotation, biological process: actin cytoskeleton organization; regulation of ARF protein signal transduction.
GCGUGACGCGGGUGCGCGCGCAUCCAGCCGGCAGCAAUGGCGGAGCGCGCGGCGGGCAGGGUUGCGCUGUCCCCCCGGACGGUGCUGAAGUGAAGGCGGCUGCCCGCACGAGCCCGGCGGCGGAGUAGGCGGCGGCGGCGGCGGAGGAGUAGGCGGCGGAAGAGGAGGAGUAGGCGGCGGCGGCCUGAGGAGGGAAGGAUCAGGAGGGAGCGAGGAGCGGCGGCGGCGGCCAUGGAGGGGCAGCCCGACAGCCCGAGCCGGGCGGUGGAGUACCUGCUGGAGCUCAACAACAUCAUCGAGUCCCAGCAGAAGCUGCUGGAGCAGCAGCGGCGCCGCAUCGACGAGCUGGAGCGGCAGCUCGAGCGCCUGAGUCGCGAGAACCGUAGCCUGCGCCGGGCCGGCGGGGAGGCCGAGCGCCCGCCCGCCUCCGCCGCCGUCCCGGCCGCCCCCCAGCCGGCAGGUGGCCCGCUGCCUCCCGACGGCGCCAGCAGCCCCCCGGCCACCCCGCAGAGGAGCAGGGCCGACGUUGAAACAUCGAAAACCAUCAGCGCGGACGCAGACGGCCAGAGCAGCGACUCGGUCACGGUAGUGGAGAGCCCGUGUGGCCAGGCAGCAUACCGGUGUCAGGCGGAGGGGAAGCCUGAGCAGUUCGAGCCGCCCCCGCCCCCCCACAGCCGCCCCCACUGCCCGGAGCUGCAGUGGGCCCAGCGGGCAAGGCACCAGCCCGCCAGCCUCGCCCUCCGCAAGCAGGAGGAAGAAGACGCCAGCAAGAGGCCCAAGUCCCUCUCCGACAGCUAUGAGCUCUCCACGGACCUGCAGGACAAGAAGGUGGAGAUGCUGGAGAGGAAGUAUGGCGGCUACUUCCUGAGCCGCCGGGCAGCCCGCACCAUCCAGACAGCCUUCCGGCAGUACCGCAUGAACAAGAACUUCGAGCGCCUCCGCAGCUCGCUGAGCGAGAGCCGCAUGUCGCGCCGCAUCGUGCUGUCGAACAUGCGGAUGCAGUACUCGUUCGAGGAGUACGAGCAGGGCCACGGCGGCUGCUUCGAGGGCCGGGGGAUGAUGGCGACGAUGGCGAUGGGGCCGGGGCCCGGGCCUGGGCCGGCCAUGUCGGCGGUGAGCCGGGGGCUCGGCUCCCGCAGCCACUCCGAGCGCAGCGACCAGUUCCAGGAGGGCGGCUCCACCACGGCCUCCAGCGACCUCACCAACGAGAUCACCGAGCUGGAGGAGGUCUUCUCCAAGCAAGUCCGCUCGCUCGCCGACUCCAUUGACGACGCGCUGGGCCGGGAGCGCCGGGGGGAGGAGGAGGUGGAUGAGGAAGAGGAGGAGGAGGAGGAGGAGGACGAGGAGGAGGAGGAGGAUGAGGAGAGCCGGACCGAGGCCAGGCGGGUGAAGGCUGAGGACUCCACCACCAGCUACAGUGACGUUACCCUGUACCUGGAGGAAGGGGAGGGCGCCCGCUCGGCCCCCGCCUCCCCGGCCCCCUCGGAGCCCUGGGCAGCGUCCCCCCGGGAGUCGGAGGCCCCCGAGCCGGGCGGCCGGCGGCCAGCCGCCUGCGCCGAAUGCCGCGACUACCGCAAGCGGGCCGCCCACUUGCCCCUGCUCACCAUCGAGCCGCCCAGCGACAGCUCGGUGGACAUGAGCGACCGCUCGGAGCGCGGCUCGCUGGGCCGGCAGCUGGCCUACGAGGCCGAGGCGCAGCCCCCGCUGCCGCCCCUGCCCCUGCCCCUGCCCGUGCCCAUCCACCACCCUCCUCCCCCGCCGCCUCCCCCUCCUCCCCCGCCGCCGCCUCCCCCGCCGCCCGCCCCCCGCCGCCUCGACCCUCCCGGCGAGGCCAGCCGCGACGGCAAGGCCGAGGCCGAGCUCUCGGACGGCGAGAACGACAGCCUGGACAGCACGCUGAACUCCAACGAGACCAUCAACUGCAGCACGGGCUCGUCGUCGCGGGACAGCCUGCCCGAGGCGCCCACCUGCCCCCAGACCUACCUGCGCGAGACCCGACACAGCUGGGACUCGCCAACCCUCAACAACGACGUCUUCCAGCGCCGCCAGUACCGAAUCGGCCUCAACCUCUUCAACAAGAAACCCGAGAAGGGGAUUCAGUACUUGAUUGAGAGGGGCUUUGUGGCGGAUACGCCGGUGGGAGUCGCCCGCUUUAUCCUCGAGCGCAAGGGGCUGAGUCGACAGAUGAUCGGCGAGUUUCUGGGCAACCGGCAAAAACAAUUCAACCGCGACGUGCUGGACUGUGUGGUGGAUGAGAUGGACUUUGGCGGGAUGGAGCUGGACGAGGCGCUGCGCAAGUUCCAGGCUCACAUCCGCGUGCAGGGCGAGGCGCAGAAGGUGGAGCGGCUCAUCGAAUCCUUCAGCCAGCGGUACUGCAUCUGCAACCCAGCGCUGGUGCGUCAGUUCCGCAACCCGGACACCAUCUUCAUCCUGGCCUUCGCUAUCAUCCUGCUCAACACCGACAUGUACAGCCCCAACGUCAAGAUGGAGCGCAAGAUGAAACUGGACGACUUCAUCAAGAACCUGCGAGGGGUGGACAAUGGGGAGGACAUUCCCCGGGAUAUGCUAGUGGGAAUCUACCACCGGAUCCAGAAACGGGAGCUCCGGACAAACGAUGACCACGUCUCCCAGGUCCAAGCCGUGGAGCGCCUGAUUGUCGGGAAGAAACCGGUUCUGUCUCUACCCCACCGGAGACUGGUCUGCUGCUGCCGUCUCUACGAGGUCCCAGAUCCAAACAGGCCACAGAAACCCGGUCUACACCAGCGAGAGGUGUUCCUUUUCAAUGACCUGCUCGUGGUCACCAAAGUCUUUCAGAAGAAGAAGAUCUCAGUGACCUACAGUUUCCGCCAGUCCUUCGCCCUCCACGAGAUGAAGGUUAACCUCUUUCAGAACGCCUACUAUCCCCAUGGGAUCAAGUUGGCCUCCUCCAUUCCCAGCGCCGAGAAGAAGAUUCUGAUCAUAUUCAAUGCCCCCAGCGUCCAGGACCGCACGAGGUUCGCCAGCGAUCUGCGCGAGUCCGUGGCCGAAGUUCAGGAGAUGGAGAAAUAUCGCGUGGAAUCUGAGCUGGAGAAGCAGAAAGGCGUGAUCCGCACCAGCAUGUCGCAGAGCGCCAGCCUGAAGAAGGACGCCCUGAACGGGACACUGACCAGUCUGGACGACACGUACGCCAUGGCGGAAGGUCUGAGGCGCAGUGCGCUCAGCAGCUCCCUACGGGAUCUCUCUGACGCAGGAAAGCGGGGUCGACGGAACAGUGUGGGAUCACUCGACAGCACCAUGGAAGGCUCCAUCAUUAGCACGCCGCGUAUCCAGCAACGGCCCAUCCCCGCCCAGGAGGAUGCCACCAUCCGGCCACACCGCCAGCUCUCCAACUCCGCCUCCUUCCUGGGAUCGCUGUUCGGCGGCCGGAGGGCCAAGCAGACGUCGCAGGCCCAGCCAGUGGCCUCGGGCCCCCACCCUCACCCUCACCUGACUGGGGCCUACCAGCCGUUCUACCAGCUGGCUGGGGGGCAGGCGGACGGGCCGUCCAAGAUCCAGGCGCUGCACGCCCAGUACUGCCAGCCCCCACCGCCUUACUACCACCACCACCGCUUCCACGCCCAGGCCCCCAACCCUCCGCAGCACCCCAGCCUCACCCUCCAGCGUCAGUGCAGGCAGCGGCCCAACCUGCCACCGCUCCUGCCCCGCGCCCAGAUUCCGCACGGCAUCCGCCCACCCAUCAGCUCACCCCAGUCACCCCUGGCCCCCCAUCAGCUACCCACCUACACCCCGCUUGCCGUCGGGCAGCCCAUGCCGCAGUACAUGGCGCAGGGCGCCCGGCCGCACCUACACCUGGUGCAGGCGCACCACGCGCAGUUGAUGCAGCAGCACGCCCACAUGCACCUCCCCCAGCACGCCCUGUCGCAGCAUGCCAUGCAGCAGCACGUCAUGCAGCAGCAGCACCAGGCGCACGCCAUGCAGCCGCCGCAGCAUGCCAUGCAGCAGCACCCGGUGCAUGCCAUGCAGCAGCCGUCGCAUGCGAUGCAGCAGCAGCACCCGGUGCAUGCCAUGCAGCAGCCGUCGCAGCAUGCCAUGCAGCAACAGCAUCCAGUGCAUGCCAUGCAGCAGCCGUCGCAUGCCAUGCAGCAGCAGUCGCAGCAUGUCAUGCAGCAGCAGUCGCAUGCAAUGCAGCAGCACCCAGUGCAUGCCAUGCAGCAGCCACAGCACCCGAUGCAGCCGUCGCAACACGCAAUGCAGCAGCACCCGGUGCAUGCCAUGCAGCAGCCGUCACAGCACACGCUGCAGCACACGCUGAAACACACCCUCAAACAGCACCCGCUCACCCAGCAGCCCCACCCGCAGCCGCCCCCGCCUCCCCAGCUCUCGCCCCACUCGCCCCUCUCGCCCCUGGGGCCCCACUCGCCGCUCAGCCCCCUCACCCCCCUCACCCCCCUCACCCCGCAGUCCCCGCACUCACCGUACUCCCCACUGCUUCCGCUCUCCCCCCUCACCCCUCACCCCCACCCCCACCCGCACAUGUCGCAGCCCUCCAACCAGGGGACGACUGGCAGUAAGGCCAAGGCUGUCAACCGCAUCAGUACGGUGGUGUGAGUGGAGGAGGCAGCUGCCCCAGGAGAAAGCCACCUUCACCCUCCACCCUGCACCCUCCGUCCCGGGGGGGUUGGGAGUACCUGUUCCCCCCCCCUCGGAACCGCCCACCCUUCCCUCCAACUCGCUAAUCCCUCCUCUCCCUCUCGCCAUGCCUGCAGCAACCCCCCUCCCCCCACGGAACGCACGGACUCCAGCGAGAACACUUAUCGAAAUCGCUGGCCGACCAUGGAAAGACAGAGAGACAGAUAUUUAUGGAGACAAAAUGUACAGAUAUAGCAGACAUAUAUUUAAUUGAAAUUAAUAACGAUGCUGUAUAUUUAAGCAGAUAAUAUUUAUUGAAGUUCCUUUUUUGCCAAAUGGGAGGGAGGGGGAGAGCGCUGGCGAGGGCGGGAGAGAGAGAAUUUACGGAUACGAUGCACCACAACAGGCAACAAGGUGGCUUCUGUCUCACUCAGCUCCGCCGACCGGCCAGGGCUUAGCGACCCAGGCAGGGGCGUCCGGCCUGAUCCACACGCCACUCGAGAUCUGCACAGGGCACCGGUUACUGAGGUGUCUCAGACACAGGCCCCUUCCUGUCACUGUGUGGGGGGUGGAGACUCUGUCCACACCAUCCCAUCACACACUCCCGGGGUCAGACAGAGUGAAACUCCCUCCACACUGUCCCAUCACAUAAUCCCAGAGUCAGAUACAGAGUGAAGCUCCCUCCACAUCGUCCCAUCACACACUCCCAGGGUCAGACAGAGUGAAACUCCCUCCACACCGUCCCAUCACACACUCCCAGGGUCAGACAGAGUGAAACUCCCUUCACACCGUCCCAUCACACACUCCCGGAGCCAGACACAGAGUGAAACUUUCUCCUUACUGUCCCAUCACACAUUCCCGGGGUCAGACAGAGUGAAGCUCCCUCCACACCAUCCCAGGGUCAGACACAGAGUGAAGCUCCCUCCACACUGUCCCAUCACACACUCCCGGGGUCAGACACAGAGUGAAGCUCCCUCCACACCGACCCAUCACACACUCCCAGGGUCAGACACUGAGUGAAAUUCCCUCCACACCGUCCCAUCACACACUCCCAGGGUCUGACACAGGGUGAAGCUCCCUCCACACUGUCCCAUCAGACAUUCCCAGGUUCAGACACAGAGUACUACAUCUCUACACUGUCCCAUCACACACUUCCAGGGCAGGUUGGACAGAGGGUAAUGAACCCCCCCCCCCACAACAGUCCUGUCAUGCACUCCUAGGGCAGGAACAGCAUAGGCUGCCAUGUGUAAUCCCGUCACGUUGUCCUGCAACUCAAAAGCAGGAAGGAAGAAGGUUUAGACACAGCAUAAAACUCCCUCAACACUGUCCGAACAAAACCACACGAUCAUCUCCUUCCAACACUGUCCCUCACCUGUGAUCUUUGGCACCGAAAUUGCAGGUUUAUGCACCGUGCAAGAGUUGCAGGCACCUGAGAUUUGUUUAUCUGGUUUCAGAUGGUACGGCCUUCACCGAGGCUGUCUGCCAUUACCCAGAGAGACAGAAGCAAGCGAGACAGCCGAGGUCUGCAGUAGAACUCUGGCAAGUUCUCCAAGAUGCUUGGAACAACCAGCUAGCCAAUUUUCUUAUAAAACUGCACAAUAUAUACCCAAGGGAACUGAUGCCAUUUGAAAGGCAAAGGGAGAUCACACCGAAUAUUGAUUUAGUUUUGUUUUUUUUACUGUUUACUGCUCUUUGAUAUUCAGAAACCUUUCGUUAUCUUGGAAAGCAUCUUCGCUUUACAGAUUUUUUUUAUACAUGUGCCUAAGACUUCUGCACAGUACUGUGUCUGUUCGUUGUGUUCCCUGACUGGUAAACCUGUAGUCCAGGACUCACUGCAGUCCACUCCCCUUCAGUCUGUAGUCAGUUCUACUCGGAGCAGAGGGUAGACUGUAAACUUCAGAAAAUGGGUUUCCACACACUGACAGAUACCCUUUAAUGUACUGGAGUAGAUCAUUCAAAUUGUUGUUGGCAUGACUGGCAAUAAGGUACAAUGUAGAAGUUACAGGAUGGGAUCUAAUUUAGGGUUUCGGGUGGGGGUACAUACAGAAUACCAGAUCCCCACGAGUUGGUCACAGGUCGGGAUCUAAUUCGGCAGCGGGGGGAGGUUAUAUACAAAAUAACAGAUCCCUGGGAGUGGAUUGCAGGCUGGGAUCUGAUCCAGGGGUUUAUAUACAGAAUAAUAGAUCUCCCGGAGUGGGUUACGGACUGGAAUCUAAUCUCAGGGUCUGGGGAGUAACAGUUCUCUGGGCGUGAUCUGCCCCCUCUUUGGAGUGAUUCCUGGUCUCCUAGUGAGCCUGCAGAGUCGAAUCUCCGUCCCUGGUUCGUGGGCCCUCUACGAUUUCCCCCCGCAAACCCACCACCCCCACCUUCCCUCCUCGACAAGGGCAGGCAUCAAGGCCCCAACACCCCAACGUCUCCUCUCUGCCCCCGUGUGCGUUCUGCGGGCUGGAGGGAGGGGCGAGGCGGCAGGAAGCGGGGGGCGCCCCGAAUGAGAGCUCUCCGCCCCUGCCGCCCGUGAAUGACCCUCUGGCAACACGUGUCGGCGCCCCGCUCACUUAUCCCUGCACUUGGUGGUAUUUUGGAGCCGACUGUCGGAAGCCCUGUCGAGUGGUGUCCGUGAGCGCAUGUUACAAAAAGCCUCUUCUGUGGUGUCAACAAUUGCAUGAUAUCAAUCAGGUGACUGAUAGGAAGCCUGUCGGCGAAGUAAUGUGUUACCUAACUUCCCUUGGUUUUUAAUUUUGUGAUUGAACUGACUUCGGUGAUCUGUUUACAUUGUGUGUAUAUACUUAUCUGUAAUAAAGACUUUGAAACCUGU